Oncorhynchus kisutch (coho salmon) is the source of this 13761-nucleotide messenger RNA. RefSeq names its product spen family transcriptional repressor (gene spen). The transcript is spliced from 14 exons. The coding region runs from base 1861 to 11904 and encodes 3347 amino acids. NCBI's taxonomy places the organism in Eukaryota, Metazoa, Chordata, Actinopteri, Salmoniformes, Salmonidae. The record is from RefSeq and is a predicted model, not a curated record. Gene Ontology annotation, molecular function: RNA binding.
CAGGGGGAACUUGGUUUCUGAUAACUCCUUACCCCCAAGCAUUUUUCCAUCUAUUAAUUUAUAAGCAGGUUCAUAAACAGGAUUAAAUCAGUAGGCAUCCCUUCUAAAGUCCUCAGAGCGUUGCCAUCGCUCAUGGAUUGAUAUGGUAGACACCAAGCUACACUGUAAAUGGGCAUGUAUGUACAUUAUGCACACAAUUGUACUUCUAUGUGUGUGGUAAAUAGCGUAUUGACUGUUGGGGAUUAUCUUUGUGAGUUUAAACAUUCCUGUGAGGUGGAUAUCCCAUUUGCGGAGAGUACGGGGCAUAUUGGAUAUCGUAACAUUCCUGGGAUUAAUGGAUGCUGGGGAGAGUUUGUUCCAGCGGCCUUCCCUGGGAUCUCCCUGAUCUGGAGUACCGUGCCCUCCUUGGUGGAUUAAUGGGUCACCCUAUUUUCGUAUAACGACCAAGAAUACAUAUUUACACAUUUUAAGACUCAUUAACUAGUUUUUGGAUGAAUAGAAAUUGGGUUCUCGAUCAUUCUGCAACCCUUCCAGUGGUGUUUUCAAGUGCAGCGCUUUCCUUGUGGUCCGGAGUCAUGUGGAUAACCUAACCCGGAUAUGUAUUCCCCUAUUGGAUUAAAACUGGCCAAUCACGAAAGGAUAUUCUAUCAUUCGAUAAAGGUAUGGGUUUUCCGGUUUUGUGAUGGGAUUAUGUUUGAUAUCAGGGUUUAAGAAUUAAAUGCUGGGAGACCUCAACUGUUGAUCAACUUUGUAGAGAAACGACAAAGGGUGAGCAAAUUAUACACUUUUUUUUUUUUAUCCAAACAAAUUUUUGUUGUUGGUUCAAAUAAUUUGUUAUAUUUUGCUCUUGAAAGAGUGAGACUUUCCAAUGGAUGUAGGGGGAAGCAUUAAACAGAAUCGCGUAGUAGAGGAUUGGAUUAUUUUGGAAUCAUACAAAUCAAUACAAUUACAUGGAAAUAUGGGGCUGAAGAACAUGGGACUGGAUGUCAGUGGAGAUACCUGCUUUCUGUCAGUGGAUUACCUCCCUUCUGAAUGUGGAACUACAUCUGUCCAUCCUUGGAUACAAUUAUUCUCAUAAUCAGAAAAGAAAACAUCCUGUCAACAUCAAAUAAUUAGCCUACUGCCUUUCAGGCAACUGUACCUAUGAGGGAGAAUCAUGGAGUUUAAGACAUGGAUUACUACUGACAAAUAAACUGUUAUUACAAUAUCAUUUUUGCUUCAAUGGAUCUAGUUGGACAAUUUCUCAAUUUUGCACAUAGAAUGUGGCGGACUAUUAAAGAUUAAAUACUUUUUUCCCACUAGUGUGCCAUGAUGUUCCAGACUCAUUGCUCAUGGGGAAUCAAUAGAGCACUGUUUACAGAAGCUGGACAAUUGUAUAUAGAUUAUUGAUUUGACUGGACUAUGUUGCCUAUUUUCCAUGAACAUUUAAAAAUGGAUCUGUUAUGUUUUAUGUAACCAUUUUUGAAAGAAUAGUUUAGUCUGACUUCCUAUGACUAUUUUCCACCACAGCAAAAUCUUGUUACAAUUGGAUUAGAUUUUUGGAUUAGUUGAUAUUCCAGUCCCUCAAAGCAAGUGACGAUUCCCACCAUACUGAUGAGGAUGACUAUUUUGAACAUAAACCUGCCCGGGAUAUAUAAUUUUUUAUACUAACCCUACAGUUUUCCUUUUUGCUCACAAAGUUCUGUCUCCCUAGAUUGUAUUUGGAAUUGUAGAUCGGGUUACCGCUGUUUCAAAAGGACUGCUGAAAUUCGGGAUCGAGCAUAUGAUCACAGUGCCUAUGGUCAUCACGAGCGUGCUAGCAGCAGCUUUGACCGGCAGCGUCACUACGACACAGACUAUUACCGAGAUACCAGGGAGAGAAUGCUUAACUCUGUGACUGGAACUGCCUGUGGAGGUGGUGGGGCUGUCUCUGCAGGGAUCAGUGGAGGGGUUGUAGGUGCUGGCAUCAGUGGAACAGGUGGUGGGGCUGUGGCUGGAGGAAGUGGAGGAUCUUCAUCUGUUGGUGUGGGAUACUAUCGUUCACAUAGCCGAAGCCCUAGCCACUUUGAUACACCAGAACCUCGAUAUGAGCCUCGUGCCAGAGAACCAUUUAUACUGGCCAGCGUAGUUCACAGGGAUUUGUACCAAGAAGAGGGAGGUCGGCGUAGAGAUCGGUCUUACCACGACAGUCGCAGCCGAUCUCCACACUCUACACAUUCACGUAACCCCUCUCCACAAAGGUUGUCGACUCAGGCAUCCCGGCCUCCCCGCUCCCACAGUGGCUCUGGCUCUCGCAGCCGUUCCUCCAGUUCCGACUCAGUCAGCAGUACCAGCAGCAGCACCAGUGGCAGCAGUGAUUCCAGCAGUAGUUCAAGUGAUGGCUCCCCAGCACGUUCAGUUCAGUCUGCUGCCGUCCCUGCACCUUUAUCUCUGCCUUUAUCUGCCCUUGACAAGGAUGAGCCUCGAAAAAGCUUUGGUGUCAAGGUCCAGAAUCUUCCUGUGCGUUCGACAGAUACAAGUCUAAAAGAUGGCCUGUUCCAUGAGUUCAAGAAGUAUGGGAAGGUGACGUCUGUGCAAAUCCAUGGAGCUUUAGAGGAGCGCUAUGGACUAGUGUUCUUUCGCCAGCAGGAGGACCAGGAAAAGGCCCUGGCUGCAUCAAAGGGGAAGCUGUUUUUUGGCAUGCAAAUUGAGGUCAUUGCCUGGAACGGCCCUGGUGCGUCCACAACUGAGACUGAAAGCGAGAAUGAGUUCCGGCCUCUGGAUGAGAGGAUAGAUGAGUUUCACCCCAAAGCCACACGGACUCUGUUUAUUGGCAACCUGGAAAAGACCACCAGCUACCAUGAUCUGCUCAAUAUCUUUCAGCGCUUUGGGGAGAUAGUGGAUAUUGACAUCAAGAAAGUUAAUGGUGCCCCUCAGUAUGCCUUUCUACAGUACAGUGACAUUACCAGUGUCUGUAAGGCCAUAAAGAAGAUGGAUGGAGAGUACCUCGGCAACAAUAGGCUAAAGCUUGGAUUUGGAAAAAGUAUGCCCACAACUUGUGUUUGGUUGGAUGGUUUAGCCUCCAACAUCACAGAGCAGUAUCUCACUCGACAUUUCUGUCGUUAUGGACAUGUUAUCAAGGUUGUAUUUGACAGACCCAAAGGAAUGGCCCUUAUACUGUAUAAUAACAUAGAAUAUGCACAGGCAGCUGUUAAGGAGACCAAGGGGUGGAAGAUUGGUGGCAACAAAAUUAAGGUGGACUUUGCCAAUCAGGAAAGUCAGAUGGCUUUCUAUCACUCAAUGCAGGCAUCUGGGCAGGACAUUCGCGACUUCUAUGAAAUCCUAUCUGAGCGAAGGGAUGAGCGCAGGCCGCAAUUUGAGUUUACAGCUGAACGGCCAUUCUUUGACAAUAGUGUACGAACACCUGGAGGAACCUUCACAGAAGAUCCCCGUCGCAAGUUACCUGACAGAGGCCGCGAGUUCUACACAGAAUGGGACUCAUACCAGGGGGAUUUCUAUGACCCGCGUUACUUUGAUGACCCGCGUGAGUACAGAGAUUACAGAGACCCCUAUGAGCAGGACAUCCGCAAAUACAGUUACUUGCAGAGGGAACGUGAGCGUGAGCGCUUUGAAACAGACCGUGACCAUGGGCGGAGAACAAUGGAACACAGCCAGAGCCCUUCUCACCCUCAUCGCCCUGCCAGUCCUACAGCGUCCCACUCCCUCUCUGAGCGUCUACCAAAUGACUCUGAUCGCCGCAUUUGCUGUAGAUCCUCAGAGCGAAGUGCCAGCUGCAGUUCACUCUCACCUCCAAGAUUUGACAAGGCACGAACUGAUCGGUAUAAUAAGAGUGAUAAGCCAGAGAAGGAUAGACCAUUUGAAACUGAACAUGGUACUGGGGGUGAUAAGGAAAAGUGGUCUGGGCGCAAGGAGAAGGGUGAGAAACAGAGGCUGCGAAAGCUUAAAUUGCAAUCUCCCAGCGUUCCAUCGCCUGAGACGGUGCCUAAACUGGAAAGAGAAGUUAGUCCAGAUGCAGUCCUUCGAAGCAAAGUUAGCAAGUUUCCCCUUAAGGAAAAAGAAGGCUCAGGCAAAGGACGGCUAGACCUACCACCUUGUGUGGUGCAGCUAACACGUGUGAAGGAGAAGGAAGUGAACUUGCUUGGUCAUGCUGUCCUAGAAAAACAAAGAGUUAGAGGUGGGAAUGACAGUAUCCGGCUUGCAUCACCUUCAAGGGAUCAGAAAAGUCCUCCCUUCCGCAUAGAUCACCAAAAAGGAGAUAUAGUCAAGCAUGGGAAGGUGCCAAAAGACAACCACCUUGAAGUUGUUGACAAGGAUGGUAAAAUGAAAGCCAAAAAACAUAUGAAAGCUGACCCUAGGUAUGAUGGUUCUAACUCUGUGGAUGUUGACCGUCUAGCUGCACGAAAGAGGCGUUUUGAAGACUCCAUGGGGAAGACCGAUCAACUGAAGAGGGAGAGUCCGGAAGAGGUCAGUAGACUGGGACUUAGGAAGACACCUGACAGUGCUAUGGCAAAGGAGAAUGAGGGUGAAAAGAGCCUAUUGCGCAAAGUGGUGCAUAAGAUGGAGCAUUGCAAGGCUAAAUCUGAGAGACUUGUUACUGUUUGCAGUCCUAAAGAUGAACAAGAGUCUGAAAUAGUCUCCAUGGGAAUGGGGCUUGGACUCAGUUUGGAACUUCAGUCACGACUUGGAGAACCAACAGAAGAGGCAACAGAUCCAUUAGACCCAACCUGUCUGAAAAUUCAGUUUUGGGGAUCAAGUCUCACGAAAAUCUCUGAUGGGAGUCUUGACCAGGACGCAUUCACACAACUGCCGCAACAAGACAAUGGCGAGCAGGGUGUAGGACUAUAUAAAAGUAGAGGGGAGACUGAGGAACGACUUAAGUCUGACCUUGACCUCUCUCAGACCUGCAGAAAACAAAUGGAACAGAGCCGACAAGAGCCUGACAAAUCACAUAAAUCAGAAAGCCCACAAGAUGGCGACACAGAGGACUUUGAACGGUGCAGUCUGGUGCAUGAGGUAGGAAAAACACCUCAAGAUGUUACAGACGAUUAUCCAUCUAGCAAACGUAAGAAAUCCGAGAGUUUUGACUUUGACUUGCUAAGUGGUAAGAGAGACCGCAACUACAGGUCUUCCUUUCCUUCAAAUGAAGAAGAGUGUGCCUCCCGGUUAGCACAAUCAGUUGCCAAUAAAGAGAUUAAAGACUCUCCAAAAGAAGAGGACAAAGUCUACUCGCAUGUAGAUUCAUUGAAAUACAGCUUGGACAUGACACCUAAUUGUUUCCGUUCCCCUAUCACAGAAUUUCCUAAGCUUAAAACAGCAUUGCUUGGGUGUAACGAGCAGUUACUUCAACGAUGGGAGAGUAGAAUCAAAUCUGACUGCCUCAGAAUGGACAUGACCUUCCCCAGUAGCAUUGUGAAACAAGAAAGCAUUUGCAAACGUCUUGUGUGUGAACUAGAGCCUGGAGAAGUAUCGUCAGAUUCAGAUGAUGAUGGUGAGAACAAAAACCACUCCCCUAAGCCCAACACCUCACUGUCCUCUAUCCUCGGGGAACGUGAAGAAAGGUUGACAGGCCUCAAGCUCUCAUGCUCCCUGGAGAAGAACAAGUUCUAUUCUUUUGCAUUAGACAAGACUAUCACUCCAGACACACAAGCACUUCUUGAGCGAGCCAAGUCAUUGUCCUCCGCAAGGGAGGAUAAUUGGUCUUUUCUUGACAGAGACUCUCGCUUUGCCAGUCUUCGCGGUGGCUCAGACAAAGAAAAGGUAGAGUCUGUACCACGACCUAUCCCGUCUUGGUACAUGAAAAAGAAGAAGAUUCGUACUGACUCUGAAGGUAAACUGGAUGACAAUAAGAAAGACCCCAAAGCAGAGGAUCUGGAACGGCAGGAGCUGUUUGCAUCUCGUUUUCUUCAUAGUUCAAUCUUUGAGCAAGAUUCACGGCGUCUACAACAUCUUGAGCGCAAAGAUCCUGAGUUGGGAGUUGGCAGACAUCCUGCCAAACAGGAUGCUGUCAAAGGACAACCUGGGCCAUGGGGAGGGGACCUUCAAGAGCCCAUAGUUCUUUUUCAUAGCCGCUUUCUGGAGCUUCAACAACAGAAGGAGACCUCAUGGGGCCACUUUCCACAAGAAAUUGAAAGUGUUGAUGAGAGUGAACAAGAAGUGUCUCCCAAGGUUUUAGAGUUCCUGCAGAAGGCCGAUAUUAAAUCAGUCAGCCCUGCUCUCAUCUUGCCAAUUUCACAGUUUCUUUCUUCACCCAGAGAGAUUUCUCCACAGCAGGAGAAAGAGGUUGUUUUAACUACUUCAUCCUCUGAACAGACUCUUUCACUGAUUGAAGAGGAAAAAGUAGAACAUAAUCUGGAAGUUUUCCCACCCCAAUCUCCUCUAGUAGAGAUCCAACCCCCUGCCUCAAUUUUAAUCACACCCUUAUCACCUUUCCUUUCAGAUGCUGAGGUUAAAGUUGAACCUAAAGAGGUAUUAUGUGAACCCAGAGUUACAACUGAAGGCAAUCUUACAGUGGAUCAUACAUCUUUCCUUGAUAAUAUGCCUCCCACUCCUGGUGCCUCAUUAAGUAGUUUUGAGGCAAAUGCUGCUGAAUUCACCAGUUCUGCUUCCCCCAAGGUUGACGAAAAUAUAGAAAUGGUAAAGAUAGAGACCCAACCAGAGAAACCAUAUUCGAAGGACUUUGACAAACCUCAGAAAUCUGACGAUUCCCAAGAGGUUCACGUACCAGUUUCAGAGGCUGGAAUCAAACCAGCAAAGCCAAUUCGCAAACAACCCAAGAGUAAAAGAGCUAAGCCAAAUGUGUCAGUAACACAAAUCCUGGAGCCCCCCAAAACCGCUGUCUCUGAGAAACCAGUAACUCGAAAGAGUGAGCGAAUUGACAGAGAGAAGCUGAAAAGGUCUUCAUCUCCACGAGGAGAAGUAUUAAAGGCAUCAUCAGAACCUAAAACCACAGCCAAGUCACCAGUUAAUGUCCCUGACUCUGAGAAUGAAUCAAUCCUAAUCCACGGAAGGAGCAGACGACGAAAUAUUCGGUCAGUUUAUGCCACACAGUCUGAAGGGGAUGCCCAGCCACCAUGUAAAGAGGUGGUGGAGUCCUCCUGCUCCACCCGUAAGUGUGGUGUCGAUAAGGAUCUAGUGCUGCAGCAGGAUGCAUUGAACACAUCUACCUACACAAGGCGAGGUCGCCCACCCAAGUCACGCAGGCGAGGGCAAGAUGUGUCACCAGUGAAAGGGGACUCGCAAAAAUCAUCAGAGGAAGACGGUGACAUAAAAGAGCCUGCGAACACUGGACAGGGUUCUAGAAUGUCUGAGGGGUGGUGUUCACCCCUUAUGCAGAACGUGCAGACAGCUAAAGUGUCUUCACUUACUGGGGCUUCAAUUGGUAGGAAAGCAAGUAGACUAGACAAACAAUCCAAGAGUGAAACAUCAUCAGGAGAGAAGUCAGUUGAUAGUACAACUACUGAAGAGCCUGAGCCCAAAAUAAAAGAUGAGUCCGAAGAAGCAGGGAAAUUAUUAGAGGAAGCAAUGCAAUGCUUGCCAACACAGAAAGACGAAGGAGACAAAGUGCUAACUGAUCAAAUUGAGAAAAAGUAUUCUGAAGGGGACAUUGAGAGGCUAGAAUCUACCCAUGUGGAGAAAAGACAACAAUCUGAAAAGAGUGGGAAAGUAAAAGCACCAAGGUUUACACGAAAUGCCAAAUUGGUGACGGAGGAUAAAUCGCUUGGCUUGAGAAACCUUGAGAUUCGUGUAAGCUUAGAUGAUGUGAAAGGGUUGCUUUGCUCUGAGGAGGAUGAGGCUGUAUCUUUUGAGACCACUGCUAAAAAUGCCAAACCAGGAGUACCAGAUAAAGAAGAAGCAAGGACUCAGUGUUAUCUGAAAGAUGCUGCAGAGUUCAGCCCAGAGGAAAGGGAAGAUGCUCUGUUAGACCCUGAACAAACGGUAGACCCAGCAGCCGCUAUUUUGGCACGUCAGAUGGAACUGGAACGGGCAGUGGAGAAUAUUGCCAAACUUACAGUUGUGCAACCUCUUCAACCCUAUAAGGAACCACCUGCAGAGCCACCUACCCUGCUGCCCCCUGUCACUAUAGAACCAGAGAAUGAAAUGGAGGGGGUGAAGUCAGCUAUUCCUGCCAGUGAAACCGAACUAGCUGCUGCUAUAGAUUCCAUUACUGCGGAAGACGUAUCUACUGAUACAGAUGGUUUCACAGCUCCUUCCACUUAUACUGCAAUUGUUCCUACCCCAGAGCCUCUGGUCUUACCCUCUGCCAAUGAUGUCUUGGAACCAGAAACACACAUGGCUAUCAGCAACAUUAUUGACCCAGACCCAGAGAUGGGAGUUUUGAUUCCCAGUGCCAAACCCCUGAUGACAGAUGCUAAAGCCUCUGAAUCAACAGUCUCUGGGGCCUCUGCCGAAGAUGAGUCUCUUCCAUCAGAAACACACACAAAAAAAGGGAAAGCAGUCAGACUUAAGACUCCAAAGAGGUCCAGAGGACGAAAGGCUGUCAACCGGAAGGGAGAGACUGCUGAAGAGGUAUCAGAAGCUGAGACCUCCCCCUUCAAGCUACCAGAGUCCAUUCCUGAAGAAAUUGAAGUCAUCAACUCUAAGGCAGCUACUGCUACAGCAACAGCCACUGUUGUCACCUCAGCUGCUACCUGCAAAUGUGAUAUCACAUGCACCAUGACUGUGAACACUCCCAAGGAGGCAGAACAACCUGCUGUGGAACAACCCGUACCUGAAGAAUCAGCCUUUCACUCUAGCACCAAGAGACUUCCUCAUUUCAAAAAGUUUCAAAUAUCCGCAGUAGCCCCUGCUCUCUCUCCAUCCCCUGCUCUCACACCUUCUCCAACCCAAUUGAAUGUCCCUCUACCCUGCCAAGGCAAGAUGCCUGUUUCACCAGACUGGCUUCACAGAUCUGAAGAAAGUAUAAUACAUGCUACUCCUGCAACUCUAGUUUCUGUAUUGACUCCCUCUGCACCAGCAGUAACAGCGCUUGGAAGCCAGUCGGAAAAUCCACUUAUGCCUCCUGAUACUAAGGCAUCGGAUAUUGACCCUAGCUCCAGCACUCUCAGAAAGAUCCUCAUGGAUCCCAAAUAUGUGUCGGCAUCAAACAGCAAUGCCAUUCCUACUACAGUGCUAACCACAACGCAGGCAGAUCCUCGCAUGUCAGAGAAUGAAAACUCAUCUGACACAAUGGCUGCUCGGCACAUGCAUCCUGAAGACAGACCCUUGCCUUUCACUCUUCAAAAACCGUCCCCGCUCACCGAGACCCAGCAGAACUUUGGAGAGAAGAUGGUGCAUUCAGUCAUUUCUUCUCCUACUACCUCUGUCAUCAGCCGGAUUCCAAUGCCCUUUGACACUGAGGAAGCACCUCGAAUCUCCCUAAGUAACCGUAAUGCUGGCCUAUCUCUAACCAAACAGAAAUCCAGAUCAAGUAUGAACGAGAACAACUGUUACCAUGGAGUGGAUGUGGCAGAAGAUGUAAACUGCAGAGGACGGUCUGUAGUUGAGAGCACACCCUACAUCACAGGCUCCAGUCGUGGCCUCAGGGUAAAUACAUCAGAGGGUGUGGUAGUACUAAGUUACUCAGGGCAAAAAACAGAGGGACCUCAACGGAUCAGCGCCAAAAUUAGCCAGAUCCCACCGGCCAGUGCAGUUGACAUAGAGUUUCAGCAGUCUGUGUCUAAAUCUCAGAUUAAGCAAGAACCAUUUGCCCCAUCCCAGCUUUGCACCCCCAAGGGACCCCUGACACCCACAGGGUACGGACACCCGGGGGUACUCUUAACUGGCCAUACAUACAAUUCUCAGCCUGUCAUCUCCACCAUUAAGCAGGAGAGUCCUGGUUCUGAAAAGUCAGAGUCGUCAUAUCACACUGGACCCCAGGGUAGCGCAGUAAAGAUGUUUCAACAACCAGUCACUAGUCCUCAAAUAUUGAUGUACAAUCGGGCUGUGAUGCAGCAGCAUGUAAAGAAAGAGCCUGGAGCAGAAUCCAAACCAAUGAUGGUGGAUAUGGCAAAGGCACACCAGACAUCCAACCUCAGCCCAAUCAUGAAUCCACAUUACCCAUCUUUGACUGGAAACCGCAUGAGUCCUAGUCCCAGUACCCCUUCUGAUCGGUCAGUCCCACACCUCAAGCAAGAGCCUCAUUCCCCUCGAGCAACGGGCCACUCACCUUUACCCUUUGCGAAAGUUUGCUCUCCCAGAAACUCAAUGUCCCCCCAUGCCGGCUCUAUGGUUUUGCAUCCUGGCAUGCCUGAGAUGUCUCCAUAUGUUGCCAGUAUGCACCACCCCCACCCAGAGCAGUCUGUUAUAAUGACCCCGGUGUCACACAGCGUCACCCAGUCAGUGUCUAUAUGUCACCUCUCGCACAGUGAUGUCAGGAUGAAUACCCCACAGCUCUCUGGAAUGAGUCAUGGAAGACGGGCGAAUUCCCUGCCAUCUCCCCGCACUGGACCUCCUCAGCACGCCAACACCAUCAGAGAAAUGGUGCUGCAGUCACAUGCAGGCCCCACUCGGGGAGCCUCAGACAGCUGUGCUGAAGAGAACAUGAAGAACUACCACCAGGGGCUGUGCAGACCCUCUGCACCCCAGCUCCAGUCAGAUGUGAUGAUGAUGCAGGCAGAGCAGCACAGAGGGCUGCAUCAUGCAGGCCUACGUCUGGACCAGUACAGCAUGGCCUCCCGAGACAUCAGAGACAUGCGCGACAUACGGGACAUGCGCAUCCUGAUGCACCAUCAACUAGGAGAGCACACCAUUGCAGAGGGACGUCGGUCACAAACUCCUGAGGCAGGAGCAACCUCAAUCACCAACCUCUCUGCUGCCUCCAAGAGUCCAAAAGGAAUGACGCAGAUCCGGAAGGAGAUUCCUAAAACAUUGGAGGCAAAGAUGUCUCACCCACCUCAUACUGAGAGCAGCAGGAUCAUGGGGGUCCAUCCAUCUGUCCCUGUUAUGGUGUCUCCUCAUCAUCCUCAAGGUGUUCAGAUGAUUCAUCCAGGUGGCACUGGCUCCUUCCCAUUGUACCGGGAUAUGCAGGGCUUCCACUCCCAGUUUUCCCGUCACUCUUCGAUGGGAUUGAACUUGGCUCCCCGCGGCAUCACACCUUCACAGGAUGGUGAUCUCAGCCACAGGGGCAAGCUAUCUCAGUCACUCUCUGCUGGGUCACUUGGUGGAGGAAGUGAAACCAAAUCGGACAACUCCCACCUCCGUCACACAGCCUCCAUGGACGUAUCCCACAUGCCCCGGAUGCAGAGGGACACCAUUUCACCCUCUUAUACUUCUCCCAUGGCUCUCUCCCACAAGCAAGAGCUAGCUCUGCAGAAGGGCCCACCACCAGUCUUCAUGCCGAGCCCUCCAGUAGCACCCCUCGCAAGUUCCUCACAGUGGCACCCUGAGAGUAAACUGGGGCACUCAGGAUACCGGUCCGUCGAUAUGGUGCAGCUUUUAAUGAAAUACCCCAUCAUAUGGCAAGGCCUGCUGGCACUGAAGAAUGACUUGGCUGCCGUGCAGCUCCACUUUGUCUCUGGCAACAACGUUCUGGCCCACCGUUCACUGCCGCCAUUGGAGGGAGGGGCCCCGCUCCGCAUCGCACAGAGGAUGAGGUUGGAAGCAUCCCAGCUUGAGGGCGUGGCUCGCAGGAUGAUGGUGGAGAGUGACUACUGCCUCCUGCUAGCUCUGCCAUGUGGACGGGAUCAGGAGGAUGUUCUCAGUCAGACCCUUCUCCUGAAAGGAGGCUUCAUCACCUACCUACAGCAAAAACAGGCAGCUGGGAUCAUCAAUGUCCCCAACCCCGGCUCCAAUCAGCCGGCAUACGUGGUGCAGAUUUUUCCGCCAUGUGAUUUCUCUGAGAGCCACCUGUCGCGGCUCGCCCCCGACCUUCUCAACAGUAUCUCCAGCAUCUCCCCUCACAUCAUGAUUGUCAUUGCCUCCGUGUAAUACCUCCAAUAGAAAAACUCCAUUCUCUAGAACCCAACAGAAUCAAGCCAACACCAGCCUUUUUGGACUUUCAUCCAGGUUAGAAAACUGGAAAUGCCUCAGUUUGGAUGGGUUUGACCUCUUUUUGUUGUUUUUAAAACAUGCACUCACUCUUACUUCUCUUCACCAAGUCCUUAAGUCAUCCUUCCACCUCUUAUUCCGCAACUCCCUGUCUUUACGGAGAGCAUACGGAAGGGUGGAUUGGGGGUUUCAUGAUCAAUUCUAUGAUCAUACGUUUCACUUUUGCAAUCGUUGGAAGUAAACCGGAUUGUGUCUUGAUUUUGAAAGCAUUCGAUGAGACGAAGGAAUGAAAAGAGAAAGACUGCUAAGGGAUGUUUCUACUCUCAUUGAAAUAAUGAUUGUGAUUUUAUUUACAUCUUUUGGGAAUUUUCUUAGAAAACAGAUCAAAUCAGUCAUUGCACUAUGUUGAGAAAAAAAAACAUUAUCUUUGUACCGAUUAGAGAAUAAAAUGCUACCUAUUAUAAUAGACAUGCACCAGUGACCAGCUUUACUUGUGCAAGAGAAAAAUAGAAAAGGAAUAAUGUCUGCUUCAUCAAUCUUCUGUACUGCUUUUACUCUUCUACCAUCGGCCAACUUGAUUUCCUUCUACUUCAUUUCCAGAGUCAACUCUAUCCUCAGAGGUUACUAUUUGAGUUGUACAGUUUGCACUUAAUGCCUCAACAGGCGACCUAUAUAUAUAUAUAUAUAUAUAUAUAUAUCAUUUGUUUAUUUUUGUUUGUCUUAUUUACAAGUCAAGGUGUCGUAGACAAUUGCAAAACUGUAAAUAUUAUAAAUAUUUAAAGAUUAAAAAUAUGUAAGGAGGCCAAGUGGAUUAUAUGACAACUCAUCACUAUCAACCUUUUGGGGGUGGCAACUGGCAAGGACCCCUACAAAACUCCUAGGAGUGACAUUUACAAACUUUUGUUAUUAGAAUUGAUUCUGUGCCAAAAUCUCUUUCAAUGAACCCCCAGAACCUAUUUUCAUACUUGAUUUUGUAUUUGUCACUCAGAUCUACUGUACCAGCCUCUGUUUGUACUUGGUUUUUUAAAUAUAUUUUUUAAAUAUAUUUUCGUCAUCAGCCCAACCUGUUACAGCAUACAUACUACUACUCCAUUGUGAAAUCCUGUCCUCAUUUCCAUGGAGUGCCAUAAACUGUUCUAUUUGAUGAUGGUGAACAUAGUCCUUCUGUCUCUCUCCUUGUGUCCUCCACUGCCCUCUACCAUUCCUCUGAAAAUAAUCCUGGAUACCAAUAUGUGCUCCCAAAGUCAAAAAGCAAAUUACUCAAUGACAGCUGUAGCAUGCAUAACUUGAAUAAGUAAAGGGUAAAUAGAAUCCGUAAGGCAACGAAUGUGACUAAAACUUUAAACAAUGCUGGGAAUGGAUGUGUAAACUGUCUCUUUCCUUUCCCUGAACUAGUGUCUCCCUGAGCCAAUUUUGUAAAUACUCAUGUUCUCAAUAUGUGCUCUUGUGUACUUUCCCUUAUUACUGUCUCUGUUCAGGGUCCUCAUGUUUGUGUGACAAAACAAAGCAGUCCGAAAGACGAAGCUAGUUGUGAACCGAUGCAGGAAGUAAACCCUGAUUCUCAGUUUUUGUGGUGUAAAUAUUUCUAUGACUGCAGGCUGAAUACUUUCAUGGUGAUGUUGAAGGCACUUAUAAUUUUUGUAUACAAAUUACAAGAAAAUACCCCAAAAACAAAAUUAUUUAUCUUAAACUGUCUUUUGAUCAAUCUUAUUUCAUAAUUUUCAGUGUAUUUUGCUGUUCCUCCAUGAGGACAUUUUUAAACUGUAAAAUAAAUGGUUGUUUAACAUCUACAGAUCA